Babesia microti strain RI is the source of this 4284-nucleotide messenger RNA. RefSeq names its product Transcription initiation factor TFIID subunit 1. Gene Ontology annotation, cellular component: transcription factor TFIID complex. The record is from RefSeq and is a predicted model, not a curated record. Gene Ontology annotation, biological process: RNA polymerase II preinitiation complex assembly; transcription by RNA polymerase II. Bases 1 to 4284 code for a protein of 1427 amino acids. Gene Ontology annotation, molecular function: TBP-class protein binding; RNA polymerase II general transcription initiation factor activity; RNA polymerase II general transcription initiation factor binding. The transcript has 2 exons. NCBI's taxonomy places the organism in Eukaryota, Apicomplexa, Aconoidasida, Piroplasmida, Babesiidae.
AUGGGGAGCGGGGCGGUUAUGGAUUGGAUGCUUAACCGUCUGUGCCCCAAACUGACCCCUGCAAAUAGCAUCCGCAGCAAUUCAUACCCCUUCGACCAUGAAUUAUUUGACCGCAACCCGUCCUUGUCCACACCCCAGUGCUUAAAAUCGGAGAGUAAUGCAGACGAUAUCUCCAGUGGCCAUGGAGGCGGCAAACAAUCAAAUUUAUAUUUUCGACAACAGUCAACAUUGGUGGAAGAGUCCAUCCAUGCAAUGGAUACAGGCGCAGUGCAUUCAGUCAUUGUUGGAAGCCCCGACGAUGCAGAGUUUAGCAACGGCGAGAUUCUGGUCGAAAGCGAGAUGGAAGAAUUAUACAACAAGAUAAGUUGCCAGAAUCUAAGCAGUUCUAUUUAUUUGGACAAAGAGUUCAGGAUUCCGCUCAAGUUAGACACCAGUAACGAGGUACCUAGAUACCCCUACCAAUACGAGCAAAUGUACUACCAAAGCGGCGCACAGGAAGAAUUAGAUCCAUUUUCGUUCAAAAUCAUUCCACAUGAUGCGUUUUUAACAGAUUCAUUCAACGCUAUAACCACCCGCAUGUACGCCCAUAAGAUAGUCCACGAGCCACAGGCGGGCGUCGAACCCAACGGGGCCAACAGGGCUGAUUAUACGCUGCAUACUGGCCAAGGGCGAAUUGGUGGCAGCGGCAGCUGGGAACCAAUCGCCACUGUAAAUGGAUCUGAUCCAGAAGACCUGGAUGAAGAGUUUGACUUUGACGAGAUUGAGAUGGAGGGUGAUACGGCGUGUGGCCAGGACGAGAGGCAACAGGCGGGCACAGAGUCGGAAGAAAAGGAGGCCAUGAAGAUAAAUGAUUACCUUUGGGGGGAGACUAGUUGUACAUUUAACUCUCUUGUAUCUGUUAUACAAGUUUCUGUGGCUCUAGAUGGGUUGGCCGAGAAGAUUGUAGCAGGGGAGGAAAAGCCCAUCUACUCUACAAUUGACCUCAGGGAAGUGGAAAACCAGCGUGAAAUAUGCGCCAGAGAUAAAUUUUUAGCGUAUCGCAAGUUAAUGUGUAACUAUCGCAUAUCUGAACCCAAGUCUCAAGCGUCAGACAAGGGGGGGCCUAGAGAUGCUAUGGUUGGAAGGAAUUCGUUACUGCACGCAGCCAGUCGUUUUUACAUCUCAUUGGUGACGCACUCACCUUGUCCUCAAAUUAUUUCGUUACUUCGCACUAUGAUUUACGAUUUGAACGCUCCAAACACUAUAUAUAGGAUGUCGAAUUGUGGUACUUCUGGCGGGGAUAAUGGAGUUAUAUGCCAUAACCCGUACCUUCUACGUGAUUUGGACGGGUUGGCAUACCUCCGCCCACCCAUAUGCUAUGGAGAGGAUGGCUAUAAUGAUGCAAGCGGGGAUAUGGGAGAAUCAUACAAGAAAUGGAAGCGUAAGAUGCAGAUUUUAGAUAAGGAGACGCGUUUGGCACUUGUAAACAUGGGAAAGUCACUAGAAGAUAUUGAAUCUACGUACAUGCAAAUGGAGAAUAGAAAGACUACUAAUUCUGUGCUGGAGUUUUACCAAAUGACACAGAUAUUUGGGAAGGUCAGUAAGGAUAGUCUCUGCAACCAUUCAUUCGAUGAGAUAUAUAACUCAAAGUAUCCCUACCAGGGCGCCUUUGAGGAGGCGGACCUUUCCAUACGUCCAAUCAUGCACAGCCGUAUAGCCCUAAACCUCACGGGCACGCAGCCCGUUUGCGGCAAGGGAGCCAAGAUCUCGAUGGCUAGGUUCCACAGGCCAGAUUUCCGGGAGGGGAUUUUCAAGGCCCACCUGCAGUACAUCCGCGGAGGGGCUGACCCUAGCGGGAUUUGGGCGCCGUGGAGGUCCAGGGGACCUCUGGAAUCGACUGUUCUUAGCAGAUACCGACAGGGCGAUUAUGACGCUGGAGAUUUGCCGCUGGGUAUGUACAUGGAGGGCGAAAAGGAGGAAACAAACCUCACGCAUCACCCUGCGAAUUAUUUUUUAGAGGAGUUUGAUUUAUCACUCUCAGAUGACUGCUCGUUCGCAGUGUUAGAAUACGUUGAACAGUUCCCAUUCUACCUCUCUAACCCGGGUAUGGCCUCUCGUGUCUCCAGGUACCUGCCCACCUCCGGGGGGCCUACUGGAGAGGCAGAAGACGGUAACCCUAAUGAAUCCGCCGCAGCAUUUGACAUGUUCAGGGACAAUGCCAGGCUUUUGGGCCCGCUAGGUAUGGUACAUAAACGGGAUGGGAUCGAUAUGUUUGGAGUUAUGCGGAAGGUCCGCUAUGGAAUGGCCGUGAUAGAGAAUCACUUAUACCGGGCUCCAAUAUUUCACCACCCACUACCCCAAAAUGUAACAGACGGCACGGGAACUUGUACCAACACGAAUUGUGACUUCCUUCUUAUCAGGCGCAGUUGGUGGGAGGAUGGAGAGCGACGAAUAGCGAUCUUUUUGCGUCAACUUGUGCCAAUGGUGAGAUCUGACUCUUGUGGGGAUUAUGAAGGCGGGGCCCUGUAUACCGUGGGACAGUGUGAGCCCAAGUUAGAGGUCCCGGCACCCGAUUCAAAAGUGUAUUACGAGGACAUGAAGAACCUCAUACGUGCCUGGGUUGCCAGGCGCGUCUCUGAGUGGCCAGAGGGUACUGCAGACUUCAAGCGGCUGCGGGAAGAGGCCAAGGCUACAUUUUGCCCACAUGUUCCAGAUAGGGAUGUGGCACAAAUUGUGAAGAGCGUAGAGGGUCAGCCCAGCCCCGAGGCGGCCCGCCCAAUCAAGCCCGAAACCGUAUGCCUAUUGGAAUCAGCACGUGCUGCCUUGCAAAGGCUGCAGCUAAUCGGGAUAUCCAGCCUACAGACGGUUGAUCGAUUGGCUUCAAUUCUUAUGCUGAUCGAGGAAGAAGAGCGGGAGUGCGAUAAUCGAGACAGGAACGCCCGUGAAUUCCGUCGGCAGCUUCAAAUUGAAUAUGAAAAGCGAACAGAGGCCCUUGGGAUCGCGGACAUGGCCCGCGGGCCCAGAAGCGAUUUUCCCGCAGACUUUACCGUUUCACUAUACGGCCAUUUGGGACCCAAGCACUUUUCACCCCUUGUUAGGUUUGUAGAGGAGGCGCUGAAGCUCACGCCCUGGAACAUAACGCGCGACUGCCGUCUGGUCCUCAGCAAUAAAGGCUCUGCCCAGUUUAUGCUCUACGGGUUUGCCGAUCCCUCGGGGGGGAGGGGAGAGGCCAUAAACCUUCUUAAACGGCAAAAUAAAGACGCCCAGCACUUUAGGGUGGGUUCUGUGGCCGGAACGCUAGAGGACCUGCGAAAGCUGUCCAUGCCCGAGCUACGGAAAAGGCUACUAAAAUAUGGAGUCUCUGAUCAGGUGAUCAGCUCUUUGCCGCGCUGGGAUCAAGUGGCCCUAGUACGUCAGUACAGGAGUGGGUUCGGUAUCGCCGGCGACGGGGCUGACGACUUCAAGUUCAGGCUUGCGCCUGAAGAGUACCAAAGGCGCAUAAACCAAAUCCUCGACAGGCAGCACUUGGCACUGGCCCUCAGCGACCCGGCUGUGGAUGAGGAGGCGGCGUUGGACGGCUCGUCCUCCGUUGGGGAUCAGGGCCUGGAGCUCGACGACCUGGUGGACGAGCUGGCCGGGGAGCUGGACGAGGCGGUGGGAGAGGGGACAUGUCCCACUGCCCCUGCGGACGCCGAGGAGAGGGAGUUGAGUAUACUUCGGCAGCGCCAGGAGGUGACGGCUGUCACUACAGAGGAGAAGUGGAGGGACGCCGAGAGGUACGUGCCGGUCCCUGGGAUAAUGUGGCUGCGCCGCGACAGGGGGAGCUCCACCGAGGAGUUUGCCAACGAGCGGGCUGUCUUCGUCUACGGCCGGGAGAACAUAGAGAAGUUCAUCGAGUGGAGGAGGAAGAGGGGGGCCCUCGAUAGGAAGCACCCGAGGGCCGAGGACGACGGCUCCGGGGAGAGCAAACGUCUCUGUCGCGUGUGUGGACAGCCUGGCCACAUCGCAUCCAACAUAAAGUGUCCGUUCUACCGCGAGGGAAACGUACGCGUGGAGAGGAACAGGAAGGAACCCCGCUCCCUGGAGAGGGGGGAGGGGUUCGAGCUGCUGUCCUCUCUGGAUGUUCUUUCUGAGGCGUCCCUUCUGGACGUCGUGCCUGAACGAGAACGAGGGGGGGGAGGGCCUGCUGUGGAUUCGGACGAGGAGCUUGGCGCCCUUGGGCGUCGACGCGGGCCUCGCCUGCCCAGAGCCCCGCCGCACGGUGCAAGGAGGAGCGUGUCUAGGAAACCCCGACGGCCAUCCUAA